AUGUCUGUGUUAACAGCAGUGCCCUGCCUGAUGCCCCUGUACUCACGGCCCCCAGCUACCAGCCCAGGGAGACAGAGGCGCCACACACUGCCAGCUAAUGAGCUCCGCUGCCUCAGCCCCGAGGAUGCUAUCAGUGUUUUCGAGAUAGAGAGAGAAGCAUUUAUUUCAGUCUCUGGAGACUGCCCUCUACAUCUCGAUGAAGUUCGUCAUUUCCUCACUCUGUGCCCAGAGCUUUCCCUAGGCUUGUUUGAACAGGGGAGACUGGUGGCGUUCAUCAUUGGUUCUCUCUGGGAUAAAGAAAAGCUCUCUCAGGAGGCGCUGGUGUUGCAUGUCCCUCACGGUUCCACGGUGCAUAUCCAUGUGCUGGCCGUGCACCGCACCUCCCGCCAGCAGGGGAAGGGGCCCAUUUUGCUCUGGCGCUACCUGCAGUACCUCCGCUGCCUGCCCUAUGUUCACCGGGCAGUACUGAUGUGCGAGGAUUUCCUGGUUUCUUUCUACAGCAAGUGCGGAUUUAAGGAGCUGGGGCCGUCCGCAGUCUCGGUGGGAUCACUGACCUUCGUCGAAAUGGAAUAUGCGGUCCGAGGACAUGCACUAAUGCGCCGGAACAGUGGCUGUUAGAGCCCAUUCCUCAAUGUUGGCGCAGCUUCUACUGGAAACAACGUUCUCGAUUGGAGCUGUUAAUAAAUAAAUAACCUC
This is a messenger RNA of Carcharodon carcharias (great white shark), 696 nucleotides long. Its product is annotated as serotonin N-acetyltransferase-like. The coding region runs from base 1 to 618 and encodes 205 amino acids. Gene Ontology annotation, molecular function: aralkylamine N-acetyltransferase activity. The transcript is spliced from 3 exons. Lineage: Eukaryota; Metazoa; Chordata; Chondrichthyes; Lamniformes; Lamnidae. Gene Ontology annotation, cellular component: cytoplasm. Gene Ontology annotation, biological process: response to light stimulus; circadian rhythm. The record is from RefSeq and is a predicted model, not a curated record.